Columba livia (rock pigeon) is the source of this 9044-nucleotide messenger RNA. RefSeq names its product ARVCF delta catenin family member (gene ARVCF). Gene Ontology annotation, molecular function: cadherin binding. The record is from RefSeq and is a predicted model, not a curated record. The transcript has 23 exons. The coding region runs from base 806 to 3775 and encodes 989 amino acids. Gene Ontology annotation, cellular component: plasma membrane; nucleus; cytoplasm. Lineage: Eukaryota; Metazoa; Chordata; Aves; Columbiformes; Columbidae. Gene Ontology annotation, biological process: cell-cell adhesion; cell-cell junction assembly.
UCGCGGCCCGCGCUGCCGCCUGUGCCCGCCGGGCGCUGGGGCGGGAGGGGGUUGCUCCUCCCUUCCGCUGGUGCUUCCCCCAGGUGUGAAUGUUGAGGGAUGAUUACGCCCCCCCUUAAAAAAAAAAAAAAGAAAAAAGAGUUGGAAAGACGGUACCUACACGGGCAGCCGGGGCCAUGCGCUGCCCUCUCCCGGUGGGCCUCUCCUGAGUCGGGGCUCUCGGCCGGGGCAGCUCUGAGGGCGGUUGUUUCCUGAGAUGUAGUUUCGGAAGGGCACGCGGCUUUUAGCGGUGCCCUCGGAUUUUUUUUAAUUUAUAUUUUAAUUUAUUUUUGUGGGGAGGACCCGGCUCCUCCAGCGGUGGCGAGCGGCCAGGCUGGCGUGCGGGAGCGGGGACCGGGCGGCCUGAUGGCAGCGAGCUCAUGUGCUCUGUAGAGAGGAGAAACCCCCUGUGCCCCCUAAAAACGCGGCCGAAAAUCAGAGUAGCAAAGCCAGCAGAAGCACGGAAAAUAAGCUGAGGACAGAGAAACAAGAGAAGACUGAGGAGAUGGGGUAUCCAUAACUUUGAGCUGUGCUUUAUGAACACGAAAAGGGGCCUACCAACUCGUCUGAACGAGUGAAUUAUCAUCGAACCAAGGGAGAAUUUCUACCUUAAACCAAUACAGGAAAGGAACGCUAUAAAAGCUGGUUCUGCUUGAGGCUGCUCUCCUGCUUUGUCUGUACUUCUCUAGUCUUAGUGGGUGAUGUCCCAGCAGCUCUGACGCUCAGAGCCCGGUAACCCACUCGGCAGGAGCAUUUGGAAACAGUCAUGGAUGACUAUGAUAUCAGGUCUGCCGCCAGCAUUUUAGCGUCUGUUAAGGAGCAAGAAGCUCGAUUCGAGCGGCUGACCCGCGCACUCGAGGAGGAGCGGCGCAAUGUCUCCUUGCAGCUUGAGCGUGCCCAGCAGCCCGCAGAGCGAAUGAGCAUUUGCAACAUUGGCAAUGGUCAGCCCCUGGCAACCGCCUGGCAGCAGCUGGUUCUGCAGGAACAAAGCCCCAGUAACCAGACAUCAAUAGCAAUGAUGCAAGAGCCCCAAGAAAUGGUGGAAGAGACAGUUACUGUGGAGGAAGACCCAGGCACCCCCACCUCCCAUGUGUCUAUUGUCACUUCUGAAGAUGGAACCACAAGGAGAACUGAAACCAAGGUGACCAAAAUGGUCAAAACAGUCACUACCAGAACAGUGCGGCAGGUGCCCCUUGGGCCUGACGGCCUGCCGACGAUGGACGGCUCGUCGCCCAUGGGCAGCUACACAGACUCCAUAGACAGGAGGUACAUGAAGAACGGGGAGCGGUACAUCACACCUCAAGCAUCAUCCACCUUAACCAGAUCUUACAACAACUACAAUGAUUCUUACCCCGAAAGCCACGAAGGCCAGUAUCGCCCUUAUAUCAGUCACGAUGGUUACGGUGACCUAUCUGAUAACUACGGCAGCUUGUCUCGUGGCGUCAACUACCGUCCUCGCUACGCCUACGUGCCAGGAAGCAAUUACAGGCCAGAUGAUGGUAGCUUCACUUUGCCGGGCAGAAGGGAUAACUAUGGUCCCGUUGCCCAGCCUCAGGUGCCCGUAGGCAGCAACGUUGACUUGAACCGCUCCCAGCCAGAACGCUUCCAGCCCGAGCCCUAUGGACUGGAAGAUGAUAACCGCAGCCUUGGAGUAGACGAUGAAGGGUAUGAACUGGAUCCUGAUUACUCGACUGUGAACCGGAGGACAUCUGCAGGUGUGCCAGAGAGAGGAAGACCUCACAAAGGAAGGGGCUACGAUGACCCCAUCGAGACAGAGAUGGUCGAGGAGAGGAUCCCGUACCUUCACGGCGGCUACGCGGCCCCGCUGGCACAGCCGGAGAGAGGCAGCAUGGCCAGCAUUGACCGGCUGGGGAAGCGCUCCCCCUCCAUCGACAGCAUUCGGAAAGACCCCCGGUGGAGGGACCCCGACCUCCCCGAAGUGAUCGCCAUGCUCAGCCACCCCAUCGACCCGGUCAAGUCUAACGCCGCAGCCUACUUGCAGCACUUGUGCUACGAGAAUGAUAAAAUCAAAAAGGACGUGAGGCACCUCAAAGGGAUCCCCAUCUUGGUGGGCUUACUCGAUCAUCCAAAGCCAGAGGUCCAUCGUAAGGCCUGUGGGGCUCUCAGAAACAUCUCCUAUGGGAAGGAUAAUGAAAACAAGGUGGCUAUAAAGAACUGUGAUGGGAUCCCUACAUUGAUCAGACUAUUGCGAAAAACAAAUGACAUGGAAGUCAGAGAGUUAAUUACAGGCACCCUGUGGAACUUGUCCUCCUACGAGCCCCUGAAGAUGGUCAUCAUCAACCACGGCCUGCAGACGCUCACCAACGAGGUGAUCAUACCCCAUUCAGGUUGGGAGAGCGAGCCCAAUGAGGACUCGAAGCCUCGCGAUGCCGAGUGGACAACUGUCUUCAAGAACACUUCUGGUUGCUUACGGAAUGUGAGUUCGGACGGAGCAGAGGCGCGCCGGAGGCUGCGCGAGUGCGAUGGCCUGGUGGAUGCUCUGCUGCACGCUCUCCAGUCUGCAGUUGGCAAGAAGGAUACAGACAACAAGUCUGUGGAGAACUGCGUGUGCAUCAUGCGGAACCUUUCCUAUCAUGUCCAUAAAGAGGUCCCCGGAGCUGAUAAGUACCAAGAACUAGACGCCAGUCAGACAACAAGCACGGGAGGCUCUCAGAAGAAGAAGAAAGAUGACGCUGGUUGUUUUGGUGGAAAAAAAGCCAAAGAGGAGUGGUUCAAUCAAGGAAAGAAGAAUGGAGAUUUGGACAGGAAUUUUGAUACACUUGAUUUGCCUAAGCGAUCCGAAGCAGCAAAAGGCUUUGAAUUGCUGUACCAGCCAGAUGUGGUCCGACUGUACCUCUCCAUCCUCACCGAAAGUCAGAACUUCAACACUCUGGAAGCUGCAGCAGGGGCUUUGCAGAAUCUCAGUGCUGGCAACUGGAUGUGGUCCACGUACAUCCGUGCAACAGUGCGGAAGGAGAGAGGCUUACCAGUGCUUGUGGAGCUGCUCCAGUCUGACUCUGACAAGGUGGUGAGGGCUGUGUCAAUUGCCCUGAGAAAUCUUUCCAUGGAUCGUCGCAAUAAAGAUCUUAUAGGUAGUUAUGCCAUGGGUGAGCUGGUAAGAAAUUUGCCCAGCAGGCAACAGAGAUCUGCAAAGAACCUGGAAGAGGAUACAGUGGUUGCAGUGUUGAACACCAUCCAUGAAAUCAUUACUGACAGCUCAGAAAAUGCAAGGUCUCUGAUCCAGACACAGGGCAUUCAGAAGCUGGUAGCUAUCAGCAAGUCAAGCCAGUCUCCCAGAGAAACAAAAGCAGCAUCUCACGUUCUUCAGAUGAUCUGGAGCUAUAAAGAACUACGGAAUGCCCUGCAGAAGGAUGGGUGGAACAAAUCACACUUCCAGUCUGUUUCUGCAACUCCAAAGGGUUCCAAAGGUACUGCUGGCAGGUCUGGCUAUGAUGACAGCACUUUGCCUCUCGUGGAUAAAAGUCAAGAUAACGAGAAGGCUGGGAGUCGUGACAUGAUACCUAUGGAUGAACUUGGCCCAGAUGGGUACUCCACCAUCGAUCACCGGGACAAGGAGCGCAAAUACAAGACCAGUGAUAACACAGGAGAUGCCUCAGAGAAAGAACCUUUAAAAAAUGACACAAAUAGGAAAAACAUUAACAGGAGUAACAGGGCUUCGGUGAAUCUGGUGGAUGCCCGUGACAUUAAACCCCAGCCUGUUGACUCCUGGGUCUAAUUUGCAUGCAUGGGCUAGAGUCCAAACACAUUUUUUUUAAUUGAGGGGGAGAAAUAAACAUUGAAUUGACCCAGAGGAUCUCAUCAGUCACCACUGCCAUUCAGAUUUGGAGGGCGCUGCAUCACUGACCGGCUGCAGAUUCCAGGAGGACGUGGGGAGAAAACACGACUGCCUGCCAUUGCCAACCCGGAGCACCAUGCCUUACAGCGAGACAGUUUGCUUUUUAAUUCAGUUACAUUCCCAGCAGAAAUAGCCACCACCUCCCCCUCCUUCCCACUCCUGCAAGAAGCAAGCAAGCAAGAAAAGAAAUCCAAGCUUCCAUCUAGCUGGCUGCGUUCUUAGGCAGUGACUCUUACAUGUGGAUGGUGCCAAGUAUGAGAAGUGAAGGUCGUGUGGCAGCAGAUGGCUUCACAAAUGAAAGAGAGACUGCAGAAUAUUUGAAAUAAUAUCAUAGGUGUAGCCAUGAAGAUAAUAGCACUUUUCUGGUUUGGGGCUCGUUGUUUUAUUUUUCUGUUUUGGGGGAUUUCUUUUGAACUGUGAAUCUAACAUUUUUAAAGGCUUUUUGAAACAUGUUUAAGUUUUCUUUAUUAUUUCCACAGAAAGUGCAGGAAUGUUGAGUGGGUUUGUUGGAUUUCAAUGAAGGGAAAAAAUGCAGAACAAAAACGCUGGUCAAGUGAACUGGAGAGUGGAUGACAAAAUUGAUGCAAGCUGUAUAAUCUGCUUUUAGAGUAAGCUAUAUCAAUCACAGUGCUAUAUUAUCGUUAUAAUCUGGUGUACAAUACUUCUGCCUUUUGAAUUCUGUAAUGGCUCUGUUUUUAUGUCCACAUAUUGAAAAGCAGUUUAUUGAAGGUUUCAGUGUCCCUGGUUCAGAAGUCUAUGCUGAGGAAUGGAGUUGGCUGGCUUUUUAUUUUCUUGUUCUCAAAGAUUGCAAUAAGGAGCAUUUUAAAUGUACCAGUGUUGCAUUGAUGAUUAACAAUUUCUUUUGCCAUGGCUGUUAACACACUGCAAGAAAAUAGGAGCUUUUUUGUAGGAUGUCUUAUUUUGAACAUGCUGUAAUUUUAAAUGGGUCUGUCACUUAUAUUUUAUGGUAAAUUUAUCACUAUUGGAUCCAUGUUUGCUUUGGGCUACAGAUUCUGAAGAAAAGUGCCACAAAGGGAACUGGUUUGGCAUUUUUUAAAUGAUCAUCGUGAUUUCUGUGUUCCUUUGGUUUUCUUUUAAGAUUACAUAUUUCAGUUGAUGUGAAAAUCACCCACGUGCAACAGUUCUCCUCUGAGAUGCCAAGGCCUGCACUGCGUAAGGGGGAAUUUUUACCUCACAAGAACGUCCUCUGCAUAUAUGGUACCUGAUAAUGCCGUGAACUAAAUGACUUCAGAUCACUGAUUUUCUCCAGGCAUUGGUCACGAUGAGCAUAGGAAGCAAUUUGUCUCUGUAGUAACAUCAGAGGACUUUUGCUGAUUUUUGUUUGAUUGCCACUGUUCUUUGCCACGUUUAGUUUUAAACAAGCUCCUAAAAUCGGUGUGACUGGAAAGCACAUUUUGAGUUUAGCAAACAUCAUUUGCGGUUUUCAGUGCCUGCCAUUUCCUUUGUAAUUAAAAAGGGGAAAUACCCAACAACCUCACCUCCCCCAAAAUAUUAUUGUAAUAGUAAACAUCUAAAAUUUUUGUAAAAAAAUAUUUUAAAACUUAAAAAAAAAGGCAAGUACCAAGAGCUUUGUAUCUUCUUGAGUAUAUAAAAAAUUUGACAUGAAUACAUAUAUAUAAAUAAAUAAAUCUAUAUAUCUAUAUAUAUAUUGUUGUGCAGAGGAUAGGUUAACAAAACCAUGUGUGAAGUAGUUUGCAGGAGAGGGAAGCAUUUGUUGAUUCAGGGAAAAAGACUGAUGCCAGAAGUUGUCAGUGAUUUGGAUGAUACAUGUGCUCCUUCACACCCUCCCUUUUUGACACUAAUCUUCCAGGUAUGUUGCAGUGGUCACUUCUGGAUCCUGGGGAAGGUCAAGUUGCUUGGAGCAAAUGAAAAUAGCAAAGGUUUGUUUUUUCACCUGCAUGACAGUCCUGUUGGGCCAAAGAUGCUCAGUGGAUCAAGGGAAGCGAAGAGAUACAUCUGUGAUUAUCUGCUUUUGUGUUGGGGCAGUGUCUCUCUAUGUGUAGACAUAAAGUGUGACAAUGAAACCAGAUACAUAGUCUGACUGUAUAUUAUAUCAAUGGUGCUCUUUUCAUACUUGUUCUGCCAAUACGCGGAGACCCUUUUAACCAAGCUACACAGAAGAGUUUUAUAUCACUUUUGGUUAUGUACUUGGUGUAUUCUUUUUGUAUAUGAAAGGAUUUUUUUAAAAACGUUAAGUAAUUAGCAAUGGAACCUGCUUUGUAGCUGAUUAGAACAGUGUAAGAGAAGGGCCAUGCUGUCAGUCUGUCCCUGAUCUACUUCAAACCAUAUAUUUACCAAAGGAGUCUGAGCAAAAGUUCAUUUAAAAUAAAAACCUAACUGUUGAAAGGAGUCUCUGCUAAGACUUUGUGAUUUAGUUAUUGUACAGAUAUUUUAAAGCCAGCAAGAGGUUAACAGAGAAAACUGUAGGAAAGGGGAAGUGAAGUGACUAAGGGCCAGUUAUGGCCAUGACCUCCUAUCCCAGAUAUCACAUGGCUCUCAGUGGGCACUACAGGGACACUCAAAAUCUGGAUUGGCAUCUAGUUUGGUCUCUGUCAUUAGUGGGCUAAGAACACUGAGGAGUAGUUGAGAAGCAAAUUCGACCCCAUGUGACUUUCCCCAAAAAAUCCUUUUUGUAUGUACACUGCGUCCUGCGAUAAAGAAACUUUCCUGUCAGGUUAGAUGGUGUUGCCUGCCCAGGGUCAUUGUAGCAAACUGUUCAUUUUCCUGGGGGCAAGUGUUCUGGCAGCCAGCGUAGUUGUGAGCUGACAACAUGGUUUAUUGCUGCAGAAAAGCAAAGGGUGGUACAUCAAGAAGUCAAAUACCAAGUCAAUGGGCUAAGACUUCCCCUGGAAAUCACACGUCUUACCCCUUCCCUUCCCAUGCCUUACAAUAAUGAUGAAUUCCCAAAUAUGUAGCAAUAACCCAUUAUUUACAUUACUGUGGUUUUUUUUUCUUUUCACUAAACUCUUGUUUGGAUAUUGAGGAAGGAAAAUGGAUUGUGGGGUGACUUGCAUGUGAGACUAUUGCCUUAUAUUAAUCAGCCCACCAGCUGAAGUCCAAAGCAAGGUACUUUGAACCAGAUCGGGUGAUCUGAUGUCCUUUUUAUCUAUGGCCACAAGCUUGCUGGUGGGAUGCCUGCCCGUACCCCUCCCCUUGCUGGCACAAGUGUGACUGACUGGUUGAGCUGUUCUGGUAUGUGGGUGGAUGAACCCGUAAUUGUUGUGUUUUGGCAGCAGGGACUGUAUGUCAAGAAGGGAAAGCGGCAGUGUGUGUGACUAAAGCUGCAGUAGGGUCUAAAGUCUGCUAAAAGGCAGGCGAUGCUUUUUAGGGCUCAGGUAUGUGACUUCCUUCUGUUGGCUCCACUGUGAAAACUGAAGGGAAUCUGCCUGCAAAGGGGUGGGAUGGAAAAGAUUUUCUACUUGCAGAAAUUCUAGCGGGAAGAAUGGUUGUGGAAGGAAGUGAUGGUAUUGCAAAACUCCUGAUGAAGAGGAGGAGGCGGUUUGAUGGCCCAGUGAGGGCUGAGAUAACACAGGGUAGAGGGAGACUUCUGAUGGCAUGUUAUUAGUGCAGAACUUUCUUCCCAGGGAGGUGGCCCGCAUAUCUCCCAAGCAUCUUUACUAAGCUGUGGAGGUUUAAAAAAAACAUUGUGUGUCAAGACUCCCCUGGAGAAGCAUCAAGUUUUGUUGUUGAGUACAUGAGCAAUUGUACUUGUGCUUACAACAUCUGGGGUUGGUCUGUCUGUCUGAAGAAUUCAAGGAGGAGAGUGGAAAUGCAGGGCUUUAGGACAUGUUGUUUCUUUCUUGGAUUUAAGUAGCAAUUUAACCUUAAGUGUAACUUGACAACUCAAGAUGUGUUGCCAGCUUGAAAUGUUCCCCAAAGAACAGCUUGGGCAGCCAUAGGUGCUGAUCUUUAAUGUCUUCUGGCCAAAACACCUGCCUGGUUCUGCUCUUGUGCACUCUGACACGCCAAUCCUGAAUGUGUCUGUAUUGGGAAAACAAAUCUGGUUUCUGCCAAGACAUCACAAAAGGGACCAACUUGGGGAGUAGGAACUGACUUGCUGUGACACAUCAAGAAAGCAGGGGGUGGCAUGUUCAUUAUAGCAGAUGAGCAAGUUCUUGCCAGCUCUGAGGAGUAGUCUUCAGUGAUUUUCAUUUUUUUUUCUAGCACGCAAGGCUUCUGCUAGGCAAAGCAGUUUUCACUCCUAGAGCAGUUCUAUGAGACUGAAGGUGGUGAGUUACCUUCUGUUACUUGCCUUAAAGCCGAGUGUGUCGGCUCAGCUGCCUGCAAGAGAGGUGCACGUUAAACCCUUCGAGGCAGCAAAGCUUUGGAAGCCAAACGGGCAUAUGGCAGCGGUUACAGCCUCUGUGCUGUCUGACUGCCCACUCGGUGAAAACAACAGUGUGCCGAUAACUUCAGCCAGCAUUUUUGUGCUGUUGGGGUGGAGUUGUGCUCUCACAGUUUUUGAAGGGGUUUAUAUAGGCUUCAUUUCUUGCAAAAUUUCUUUGUUUUGAUGCCCCUAAAAUCUGGUGUUUCCUUUGACAGAGAAGUUCUCUGAUUUAUUGGUACAAUGACUAACCUAGUGCAUUUAAGGAGAAGGUAUUAUGAACCUUUUUUUCUGUCUGAAGUUUUACAUCAGGGUAGGAUAUUCUGAAGUCCAAGGUGUGAGAAGGAAGAUAGCGCAGAUACUACAAGGCCUGCCAAUCUGGUUCUUACUGUUCAGAAAAACAAAAUAACUAGACUAAAAAGCUUACUGGUAAUUAGUAGCUAAUGUGUUUGUAACUAUCAUGUGCCUUAAAUUUUUCAUGGUAGGAGAAUUAAAAAAAAAAAAAUCAACAAUGUGUUUUCUGUAAUACUGCUCAACAUUCUCUCUGUAGUUUAGACUGGUGGGAUUUUGCAUUGUAUUUACACUGUACUAUAAACUGAAACACUUAGAAUGGUUUGAUUUUACAAGUAUGGAGAGGAAAAAAAAGAAGGUGGAACAUGCUUUUCAUAGAACAAAUGUUACCGUGACAGAAUGUAUUACUAUUAUAGGAUCUUUCCAUAAUGCAGACAAGUAGAAUGCUUGUUAGAAACCAGGUAUGUAGGAUAACAGUUUGGUGUGUUUUCAAUAAACCAUGCCUGGAAAGAA